Molecule: messenger RNA, 1693 nt
Organism: Cuscuta campestris
Lineage: Eukaryota; Viridiplantae; Streptophyta; Magnoliopsida; Solanales; Convolvulaceae
Source: the annotation of a GenBank genome assembly
CAGCACUGGCAAUCAUAGGUCAAAGAUCAGCACAUUCCUUCCCAAUAUGCCCCGUAAUGGCACUUCCUCUCAUUUCUCCCUUGGGAUUCACUAUGACCCCAGCAUUGUCUUCGAAGAACAUGAAGACUCCAUCCUUUCGGCGGAAGGGUUUGCGCUGGCGAACGAUGACGGCGAGCAUAUGACCUUACGGAGAUCAGUCCCCACCUUCUUCCGAUUUCAUCGUUAAACUGCGCCUCUCCGCCCAACCCGAAACAUAAAAAGGCCAAGUGAAUAUAUAUGAUAUAUUCUUCGUAAAGAACUUCAAUUCACUCCAACUGUGUACAACGAUUAACCCAAUCAGCUAAAUCUGAAUCUCAUUCUUCAUGCUUUUUGAUGGCUUCACCCGAGAACAUUAGUCAAUGGUUAUCCUCGGAUGUUGAAACCUUUGACUGGCCUCCAAUGUGUUGGAAGCCUAAAGUCCCGGAACUACCUCCUCCUCCUCCUCCUUCAAACCCAGGUUCAAGAGACAGAAACCAUAGAACGGUCGCCGGUUCUUGUUUCAUCCUUAAUAAAGCAAAAGAGACAUGGGACAAACUCUUCAAGGAUGGGUUUGGAGCAGAUGUACAUAUCAUGACAGAGGAUGGAUCAAUUAUUCCAGCUCAUUAUAGUCUUCUGUGUGCUGCUUCACCGGUAUUGGGCAAUUUCCUGAAGCAAUGUGAGAUGAACAAUGGCAUAAGAUAUAAAAAGGUCCCGGGCAUGCCUUAUGAUGCUGUCCGCAUCUUCAUUCGUUUUCUUUAUUCUGCCAGUUACGAUGAAGCAGAGAUGAAGAAAUUUGCUCUUCAUCUGUUAGUUUUAUCACAUUCCUACUCGGUGCCUUUACUUAAAAGACUAUGCGAACAUAUUAUAGAGCACGAAUUGCUCAACUCAGAAAAUGUUAUAGACAUGCUUCAGUUAGCAAGGAAGUGUGAUGCGCCACGGCUCUCAUUGAUGUGUACCCGGAUGGUUGUGAUGGACCUCAAAACCAUAUCAUUGACCGAGGGAUGGAAGAUGAUGAGGCGUUCAAAUCUGGCACUCGAACAAGAGCUUUUAGAGUUUGUAGUUGAUGCAGAUAGGAGGAAGCAAGAGCGGGCGAAGAAGACUGAAGAGAAAAAGGUAUAUCUGCAACUGUACGAAGCCAUGGAAGCUCUAGUUCAUAUUUGUAAGGAUGGGUGUAGGACAAUCGGGCCACGAGAUAAGGUACUGAAAGGAGGCCAAGGUCCUUGUAACUACCUUCCUGCUUGCAAGGGACUAGAGACUCUGGUGCGCCAUUUCUCUACUUGUAGGACCAGAGUCCCCGGUGGGUGUGUCCCCUGCAAACGGAUGUGGCAACUUCUUGAACUCCAUUCGCGCAUGUGCAAUCAACCUGAUUCUUGCUGUGUUCCCCUUUGCAGGCAUUUUAAGCAGAAAUUGGUGCAACAAACCAAGAAAGGGGAUGCGAAAUGGAAGGUAUUAGUGAGCAAAGUGCGCGCAGCAAGGCUUGGACUCGGACCAUUCUCAUCUCGGGGUUCAGCUCUUUUGUGACCUCAAAAACUGUACAUAUAUAAAUGAUGAUGGUUGGAUGGAUGCUUCUUCUUCUUCUUCAAUAAGAAAUGGUCAAAUAUUUUGCAGACCAAAUUGUAAGGUUAUAGGAUAUACGGAGUAUAAUCUGUCAUUAAAAGAAACUGUGUAAGGGAUG